AUGGAUAUGGUGCAUCACAUAUAUCGUCUACUGCUCGGAGGGAAACUGUUUCUUGCUCCUAUCAGUGACAAUGUUCAGCGCGUGCUCGACCUUGGCACCGGAACAGGAAUAUGGGCAAUAGACUUUGCAGAUGAAUACCCGUCUGCAGAGGUUCUUGGGGUUGAUUUGAGUCCCAUUCAACCUAUUUGGACUCCGCCCAAUUGUAUUUUCGAAGUCGAUGACUUCGAGUCUGACUGGCUGUAUCGUAAGCCAUUCGACUACAUACAUGGCCGGGAACUAGAAGGAUGCAUAGCAAAUGAGGACGAACUAUUUCAACAGGCAUUCCGACAUCUUUCGUCUGGUGGGUAUCUCGAAAUGCAGGCCGUUGAUGGAUUCUUCCUAUCCGAUGAUGGCACAGCCCAGAUGGCCACUAAUGCCCAGGCAUGGAUCAAGAGUAUGCUCGAGGGCGCCCGGAAGUUUGGUAAACCUUUGGACAAUGCGUCGCUGUGGAAAGACAAAAUGGAGGAUGCAGGGUUCGUGGAUGUACAGCAAGAAGUCCACAAGGUUAGCAUGUUUUGA
This is a messenger RNA of Phaeoacremonium minimum UCRPA7, 558 nucleotides long. Its product is annotated as putative umta methyltransferase family protein. The coding region runs from base 1 to 558 and encodes 185 amino acids. Gene Ontology annotation, molecular function: methyltransferase activity. The record is from RefSeq and is a predicted model, not a curated record. NCBI's taxonomy places the organism in Eukaryota, Fungi, Ascomycota, Sordariomycetes, Togniniales, Togniniaceae. The transcript has 3 exons.